This is a messenger RNA of Sinocyclocheilus grahami, 1908 nucleotides long. Its product is annotated as P-selectin-like. Gene Ontology annotation, cellular component: membrane. Gene Ontology annotation, molecular function: calcium ion binding. The coding region runs from base 1 to 1908 and encodes 635 amino acids. The transcript has 11 exons. Gene Ontology annotation, biological process: cell adhesion. Lineage: Eukaryota; Metazoa; Chordata; Actinopteri; Cypriniformes; Cyprinidae. The record is from RefSeq and is a predicted model, not a curated record.
AUGGUUUUGUGGGCGCAUAGGCUAUUUGAAUAUCUUGUCCUUAUAACUGGAAUUUAUAAUGUCAAAGCCUGGACUUACCAUUACAACAUAGACAUUAAUAUGGACUGGACAACAGCUCGUCAGUGGUGUCAAAAGCAUUUCACUGAUAUGGUGGCCAUCCAAAACCAGGCAGAAGUUGAAUACCUCAACCAGGUUCUACCUUUCAAUCAAGCAUACUACUGGAUCGGCAUUAGGAAGAUUGACGACUACUGGACGUGGGUUGGGACCAAAAAGCGCUUGGACCCUGAAGCCGCAAACUGGGCGGAAAAUGAACCAAAUAACAAGGGAUCUGGACAAGACUGUGUAGAGAUCUACAUUAAGAGACGCAAAGAAACAGCCAAGUGGAAUGAUGAGAGGUGCAGCAAAAAGAAAGCAACUGUCUGUUAUUUAGCCUCUUGUUCAAAGGAAUCCUGCAGUGAGCAUGCUGAGUGUGUGGAGACUAUUGGCAACUACAGAUGUCAAUGUCACCUGGGUUUCAUGGGCCCACGCUGUGAGGAAGUUGUCCAGUGCUGGCCAAUUGAAAAUCCACAGCAAGGUUUUGUGAACUGUGACGGUGUCUUUGGAGCAUUUCAUUUUAACUCGUCAUGCCAGUUCCGAUGUGUCACAGGGUUCAAGCUGGAGGGGUCACAGAGGCUACGCUGCCUGGCAUCAGGGCAUUGGGAUUACACUCUUCCUGUUUGUCAGGCUGUCCAGUGUCUGCCCAUUAUUGAUGCUCCAGGUGGUUGGAGUAUGAACUGCACUCAUCCCCUUUCCAUUAAUAGCUUCAACUCCAGUUGCGAGUUCAAGUGUGAGGAGGGAUUUGAGCUCAAGGGCUCUAGUACAACCUGGUGCGACCAGACUGGGCAAUGGACACACAAACCCCCCACUUGCACAGUGGUGACCUGUAAUGGCAUCCUAGCUCCUGCAAAGGGUCAUCUGACAUGUGCUGAUCCUUUGGGAAAGUACUCUUUUCGUUCUACUUGCAAUAUUUCCUGUGUUGAGGGACACAAAUUGAGAGGAAAAGCCACACUCAGCUGUCUAAGUGAUGGCAAUUGGUCAGCACCAACACCUGAUUGUGAAGUUGUAAAGUGUGACCCAUUGAAGCCCAUUCCACAUGGCUCCCUGCAAUGUUAUGACCCUGUGGAGAAGUUUGCUUAUGGCUCCACUUGCUGGUUAAAAUGUGGUUUUGGUUUUGUCCACAAUGGUACAAAUUCCACUCACUGUACCGAACAGGGGAACUGGAGUCCCAUCCCUCCCGUUUGCCAAGCUAUACAGUGUUCACCUCUCUCUGAUGCACCAAGUUAUGGAAGUAUGACCUGCACACACCCUCUCUCCACCAACAGCUACAAUUCCAGCUGUGAGUUCAAGUGUGAAGAGGGUUUUGUGCUUAAAGGUGCAGAUUCCACCCAAUGUGACCAUACUGGGCACUGGACACAUAGCACCCCUAUUUGUACAGCUGUGGCUUGUGACCCUCUCGUGACCCCUGCAAAGAGCCACCUGACCUGUGCUGAUCCACUGGAAAAGUUCUCUUUUCGUUCUUCUUGUAAAGCUACUUGUGAGGAGGGAUACACACUGAGAGGAGAAACCACACUCACUUGUCUGAGUGACGGCAACUGGUCAGCACCAACACCUGCAUGUGAAGUUAUAAGAUGUGAUGCUCCGGAGUCUGUUCAACAUGGCUCUGUGCACUGUCAGGACCACCUGGGGGAGUUUAGCUAUGGUUCCUUGUGCUGGCUGGAGUGUGGAGCUGGAUUUACUUUAAAAGGAAGUAAUUCUACUUACUGCACCUCACAAGGGAAAUGGAGCCAAGAAUUUCCUUGUGAAUCUAAAGAUCUGGGCGAUGCUAUGCCCUGUGGUGGACCACCAUCUGGCUCUGGUAAAGUGCCAUAA